AUGGGUGAUGUAUCCAAGAUUACGCUGGCCACAAGAAAGCAGAUCGCCCGGUGCAGCUUCAUCUCGGAGGUGCUUUUUAUGUACUGCCUGUUUGGUCUUCCGGUCCUCUCGUCCUACUCUCGCCGUUAUGACCACACUUCUAGCAGCUUUAUGCGACUGGGCACCUCCCCUACGGAAUCUGUCAGCCAAUUGGCUGCAGUGACCUUUCAUCGGCUCCUUGACGCUUUCCCCCCGGAAAAGUUGUACCUUCGCGGCAACACGAAGGCAGAGCGAGAAAGAAUGGUCAUGCUUUCACCUUUCGAGCAAGUGGCCUGGCCCGCCGUCUUUUUCGAAGGACUGAGCAGCAACACAAGCCAACCCAUGCGCAUUUUCUCCUACCAAGACCUCGGCCUCGCCGUCGAGAUAAAGUUGAAUCCGCACAAUGCGAAAAUGAUAAAACAGACGCUUCGUCCCUCGUUGCGCCCCCCGCGUCAAGGGUCGAUCACCAUGGCCACGCUUGUCGACGGCGGAAUGGUUCCCAUCCCGCAAAGCGAAUUUGCACGCAAGAUGGCGCACUUCGCGAAGCUCCAGGAGAUCCGCGCACGCCGACAGAACAACACCGGAACAUAUCGGGACGCAACCCUUGACGAGCUCCGGAGUCAAGCUAUGGUUUAAACAACGAAUGAACAUCAACUUCUAAAAUGUGGUCCGCGGGGCGGACGAAAAACACACGACUACCUGUUCGACGAGGCUCGGCUGAGCUCCUCCGCCCCCCACAGGAAAGGGCAGCCGUUCCGUUUUAUGCAUUGCCAGGACACCAGCCUGGUGUCACAGACAGUCACCCUCACCACGGGUGCAAUUCCGUACGACCAUCGCCGAUAUCUUGAUCUUCAUCUCCAUCAACAUCUGCUCCUGCAUAUAGUUUUGUGACUUCACCUUUAGAUUGCCAGGACAACUUGCACUUGGUCGUGGUGGUGUCAACUACAUGUGGCCCGAAAUAAGAGGAUGCUGCACGUUCAUUUUUAGAAGUUAAGACGUAUUGUGCUUAUACAUAGUCCAUUGAAUUACGACUGUUCUUUGGAAAAGAAAUGUGUCCGAGCAACUUUCGGCUACAACUUCUGUGCAAGCAGGAUGAUUACCACAACUGGUCGUGCUGCUACAAGUACGAAAUCAUCUUUUUCUUGUGAGGUAAAUGGUAUGAAAAGCAGCGUGAGCGUCAGGCUUCUAUUUGUAUUUUAAUUUUUGUCU
Messenger RNA from Amoebophrya sp. A120, 1227 nucleotides. The record is from the annotation of a GenBank genome assembly. NCBI's taxonomy places the organism in Eukaryota, Dinophyceae, Syndiniales, Amoebophryaceae.